AUGUCCGCGAACGGCUCGGCGACCGCCGACUCGCGGCUCUGCCACGUGCGGAAAGUCCCCGACUUCGAUGGCUACGGUUUCAACUUGCACGCGGAAAAGGGGAAGCCCGGCCAGUACAUCGGCAAGGUCGACGAGGGCUCGCCCGCGGAGAAGGCGGGCCUGCGACGAGGCGACCGCAUCCUAGAGGUGAACGGGCACAGUAUCGCCGGCGAAACACACAAACAAGUGGUGGCGCGCAUCAAAGAGCGGGCAGACGACGCCGAGUUAUUGGUCGUGGCCCCGGCGCCCGGGGAACCUGUUCCCGACUUGGACGCGCCCGAACAGAAACAAGCCAACGUACCCGCUUCCAACGAGUCGACUUCUACUACUGGCUCGACCGGCUCCGACAGAACCGACGGUGCUUCGCCGGAGCCGCCGCGUCUCAAUCUCCAGAUGACGGCGGCGGAGAUGCGCGCGUUCCUCGCGGCGAAGAAAAAAGUGGACCCAAAAAAAGUGCCAAUGGAUCUCAAAUCCAAAUUCGAUAUCGUUAAGAAGUUGUAA
Molecule: messenger RNA, 540 nt
Organism: Leptosia nina
Lineage: Eukaryota; Metazoa; Arthropoda; Insecta; Lepidoptera; Pieridae
Source: the annotation of a GenBank genome assembly